Molecule: messenger RNA, 546 nt
Organism: Penicillium odoratum
Lineage: Eukaryota; Fungi; Ascomycota; Eurotiomycetes; Eurotiales; Aspergillaceae
Exons: 1
Coding region: 1-546 (181 amino acids)
Source: RefSeq, a predicted model, not a curated record
AUGCGUUUCUCUACCCUUUCCGCAGGCCUCUUGAUGGCCGGUGCCGCCGUUGCCACUCCCAGCCGCACUCUUGCCCAGCGUGAGCUCGACAUUGCUCUUGGCCUAAACAUCGACAUCACAACUGUCCCCGUCCUCACAGUCGUAACUGCCCUCGUCGACAAGAUCAAAGUCGACGCCGACGUCGAUAUCAAGCUGAUCCCAAACGCUAUCGAGGCCCUCGCCAAUGUCGACCUUGACCUAAGCGGACUUCUGAGCUGUGUUGUUAACGAGCUGCCUUCCGAUGUUACCGCCAAACUCUUCACUGAGGCUACUUCAACUGCCGUCCAGAAGCGCGAGGUCGCUGCUGAUGUCCUUGUUGAGCUUAACAAGCUUCCUCUUGUCAACCUUAUUGUUGCUCUUGUGCAAAAGAUUAAUGUUGAAGUGGAUGUUAAGGUUCUCCUCGGUAGCCUCCAGGUUCUUCCUGAGGUUGACCUGCAGCAAAUCCUGCGCUGCCUUGUUGCUAAGCUGGACAUUGGUGCUGAUGUUAGCGCUGCUGUCUCUGUCUAA